Molecule: messenger RNA, 1528 nt
Organism: Camellia sinensis
Lineage: Eukaryota; Viridiplantae; Streptophyta; Magnoliopsida; Ericales; Theaceae
Product: tubulin beta-2 chain
Biological process (GO): microtubule-based process
Cellular component (GO): microtubule
Molecular function (GO): GTPase activity; structural constituent of cytoskeleton; GTP binding
Source: RefSeq, a predicted model, not a curated record
AUGCGUGAAAUUCUUCACAUUCAGGGCGGCCAAUGCGGCAACCAAAUCGGCGCCAAGUUCUGGGAAGUGGUCUGCGCCGAGCACGGCAUCGACCCCACCGGCCAAUACCUCGGCGACUCAGAUCUCCAACUUGAGCGAGUCAAUGUAUACUACAACGAGGCUAGCUGUGGCCGCUUCGUCCCUCGAGCCGUUCUCAUGGAUCUCGAGCCGGGUACCAUGGACAGCGUCAGAUCCGGGCCCUACGGUCAGAUUUUCCGGCCCGACAACUUCGUUUUCGGUCAGUCCGGCGCCGGAAACAAUUGGGCUAAAGGGCAUUACACCGAAGGCGCAGAGUUGAUUGAUUCUGUUCUCGAUGUUGUUCGCAAAGAGGCUGAGAAUUGUGAUUGCCUACAAGGUUUUCAGGUGUGCCAUUCAUUAGGAGGAGGGACAGGGUCAGGAAUGGGGACUUUGUUGAUUUCAAAGAUUAGGGAAGAGUACCCAGAUCGGAUGAUGCUGACCUUCUCGGUUUUUCCAUCUCCGAAGGUCUCUGAUACGGUUGUGGAGCCUUACAAUGCGACCUUGUCUGUUCACCAACUCGUGGAAAACGCAGAUGAGUGUAUGGUUCUUGACAAUGAGGCUUUGUAUGACAUUUGCUUCCGUACCUUGAAGCUCACCACUCCUAGUUUUGGUGAUUUGAACCAUUUGAUUUCUGCAACCAUGUCUGGGGUCACCUGUUGUCUAAGAUUCCCCGGCCAGCUUAACUCCGAUCUCCGCAAACUCGCUGUAAACCUCAUUCCAUUUCCUCGCCUUCACUUCUUCAUGGUGGGCUUUGCUCCUCUCACCUCGCGAGGUUCUCAGCAGUACCGAAACUUGACUGUCCCAGAGCUUACCCAACAAAUGUGGGACGCAAAGAAUAUGAUGUGUGCAGCUGACCCAAGGCAUGGACGAUAUCUGACAGCAUCUGCCAUGUUCCGAGGAAAGAUGAGCACCAAGGAAGUCGAUGAGCAGAUGUUGAAUGUCCAGAACAAGAACUCUUCCUACUUUGUUGAGUGGAUUCCCAACAAUGUCAAGUCAACCGUGUGUGACAUUCCUCCAACAGGUCUCAAAAUGGCUUCAACUUUUAUUGGCAACUCAACAUCGAUUCAAGAGAUGUUUAGGCGAGUGAGCGAGCAAUUCACAGCCAUGUUCAGGAGGAAGGCUUUCUUGCAUUGGUAUACUGGGGAGGGAAUGGAUGAGAUGGAGUUCACUGAGGCCGAGAGCAACAUGAAUGAUUUGGUGUCGGAGUAUCAACAGUAUCAAGAUGCCACAGCUGAUGAGGAGGGAGAGUACGAGGAGGAAGAGGAGGAAUAUAAUGACUGAAAUGCUUGAUUUGGUGAUUACUGGGGAGAGAGAGAGAGAGAGACUUGCUGUGUAAUAGUAGCACUAUAGCUCUGUGAACAGUGGUUGUAAACUCAACAUCCAUUUAUUUUCGAAUUGUAGGGGUGAUAUUGGGUUUACUUGAAAAGAGGGUACAAUUUAAUGAGAAACAAAUUAUGUUUUGCCAUGAAUU